AUGCCACUUCUCGACAUUAUUGGUGUUGAUGCUUGCAACCGGUCUUUCUGCAUUGCGUUUGCUCUCUUGAGUGGCGAGGCUGAAGAGGACUAUCUCUGGGCCUUAGAUCGACUAAAAUCGAUAUAUAAAGCAGCUCAUGCCUCUCUUCCGGCUGUUAUCUUAACUGAUAGAUGCCUUGCUUGCAUUAAUGCCGUCGAAGCGGUAUUUACAACAUCUAUCUCUCUAUUAUGCCUUUGGCAUGCAAAUAAAGCAGUACUGGCACACUGCCUCCCGAUCUUCGCAAUGCAAGAAAAGCUCCUGGCUAAUUUGUCAUCAAAUAGUCUCACUGACGAGGAACAAUCAUCACGCUGGAAGGACUUUUAUAACCACUGGCACAGUAUCAUUAACUCGCCAACAGAGGCAGCUUUCAAUGAAAGGGUCAAGGCCUUUGAGGAUAAAUACGUCAAUAACCACGUUGAGGAGACUCAAAGCCCUCUUGAUAUCUCUGGGAGCCUUUACAACGUGGUACGAGGCUGGGUAUCUUUCGAAGCCCUGCGGAAAGUUGAUGAGCAGCGCAAAUUGGUUAAUGCUGAAAAUUCGCCAUUAUCACGACCCUGCACAGGGAGAUUUACAGCCUCAUACGGAUUGCCCUGUGUACAUCGACUGAAGGCAUUGAUGGAUGCCAAGCUCCCGGUGGCUCUCAAUGAAUUCCAUCGCCAUUGGCACUUUAAACGAGAUGGCGAGCCUAUUCACCUUGCAGAACCCCGACGACUCAAGAGGUAUCGAAAAGAAGACUCUAAAGCGACUCAAUCAAGCACAAAACGUGAGGAAUGUGCAUUUAAGGCUGUUGAACGCCGGCGGCAGCCGUCAAAGUGUUCGGCGUGUGGUGUUGUUGGGCACACGCGGGUCUCAAGGCUCUGUUCAAUGCGUUACGAAUAUCUUCAAUCCAGCUCCAUUAAUAAUGAUCCCCAGAGAGAAUCAUCACCUUCAGACGAGCUACUAAUUGCAUCACAGCUUUCCGCGACAGCUGAUACAGUCCAUGAUACCGUCCGUGCGCCAGAAGCUAUCGUAACAAGAGUAACUAAACCAGCACGGCGGGACUCACCAGAAGCUAUUUACCAGGCCUAUCUUCAAGCUCGUGAGAAGUGGUAUUCGACACAAUCAGAUGGACGCAAGACUGAUAAGUCAUAUCGUGAGGCUUCAAAGCUACCACAUUCAUAUAGCAAGGCUCAGUAUAAGUGGUGUGAGAAUUGGAAGGAAAUGGGUCAAUUCUGUACAUCAAGUGGCGCCAUGCGUAGAUGGACUAGGGAGGAGAAGAUGGCUUAUAUUGACUGGUCAUACGCUGAAGAUCAACGCGUCGAGGCUAUAGUUGCCGCUGAGAUGGCUAAUGAUACUCGAGAAACAACAAGACGAGGUGUUGACGCUAUUUAUGACUUGAUGGAGCGGGAUGACCUGGAGCAAGAUGCCCUGUUCGAGGCCUCAAUAGGAGCAGCUUAG
Metarhizium robertsii ARSEF 23 is the source of this 1476-nucleotide messenger RNA. Its product is annotated as transposase. Lineage: Eukaryota; Fungi; Ascomycota; Sordariomycetes; Hypocreales; Clavicipitaceae. The record is from RefSeq and is a predicted model, not a curated record. The transcript is spliced from 2 exons. Bases 1 to 1476 code for a protein of 491 amino acids.